Pimephales promelas (fathead minnow) is the source of this 2725-nucleotide messenger RNA. It is a transcript of the gene prelid3a, whose product is annotated as PRELI domain containing 3A. Lineage: Eukaryota; Metazoa; Chordata; Actinopteri; Cypriniformes; Leuciscidae. Gene Ontology annotation, cellular component: mitochondrial intermembrane space. The record is from RefSeq and is a predicted model, not a curated record.
GUUGCUGUUAUAACAGGGAGGUUCCGCUGCCCUUGAUUAUGAGGGGCAUCUCAGAGCAGGGUAUAAUGGGAGCAGAGCGUAAAAAUAUAAAUAUAUGAUCUACAGUCCACCGUCGUUUGGAGGCACUUUCAAAUAGUCGUAGAAAUGAAGCUUUGGAGCACGGAGCACAUAUUCAGCUAUCCAUGGGAGACGGUGAUCAAAGCAGCCAUGAGGAAGUACCCCAAUCCAAUGAACCCUAGUGUUGUUGGAGUGGACGUUCUUGAUAGGAACUUGGACACACAUGGACGUCUACACAGUCAUCGGCUCCUCAGCACAGAGUGGGGUCUUCCAGGGAUUGUCAAAGCGAUUUUAGGGACAAAUCGAACCACCACAUAUGUACAAGAACAUUCCAUUGUGGACCCAGAAGAAAAAAAAAUGGAGCUUUGCUCAACAAACAUAACCCUAACCAAUUUAAUAUCUGUUGAUGAAAGACUUGUCUACACACCCCAUCCAGAAAAUCCAGAGGUCACUAUAUUAACACAAGAGGCGAUCAUCACGGUGAAGGGGGUCAGUUUGAGCAGCUACCUUGAGGGACUGAUGGCUCUUUCCAUGUCAGCGAAUGCAAGAAAGGGAUGGGAUGCCAUUGAAUGGAUCAUUCAAAACUCUGAAAGGGAAAAUGUUCCUUUGUGUGACCUGUGUUGAACAGGCAAUAUUUCAUGAAGCACCUGUUUUGGAUGGUACAAACCAGACAUGACAUGUAGUUGGCUUUAUCAUAUCCAUUGGUACUAAAGGCUAUUUAAUAACUUGUUUAUAAGCGGAUGGGGCAUACAUGUUUGUAAUAUAAAUAUACAUACAUACAUACAUGUUUAUUUAUUUACAUUAAUUAUUUAUAAUUUUCAUGCUGAGGCAUAGAUAAGGCAUAAAUGUUGUAAAAAAAAAUCUACAUUAUUUAUUUAUUUAUUUAAUUAAUGUCUGUUGCAUGAUAAGGCAUAUAUUUUAUAAAAUGCAUAUUAUUGUUUAUUUACUUUUUUGAUGUCUCAUGUUUCAUGAUGAGACUUAGAUGAGGCAUAAUUGUUUAUAAUAUAUACUUUAUUUAUUUAUUUAAUGUCAGUUUCACUUGUGUUUUUAGAGCAUAUGAAUGAACUUUCAGCAGCUCUAAAAGCACAUCUGGCCUGCCUGACUUUGCCCCAGCUCUCUUUGUGUUGAUGAUUGUACACAAAGGUAGUCAAAUGUGCUCAUUUAGGCACAUAAUAUUGCACUAUUACAGACAAAACUGUAUGCAGUUUUGAAUGUCGCUUAAAAAUAUGAAUGCACUGCACUGACUACCUCUUGUUCUAGAGUUUUUUUAAUGCCAUAACAUAAUGUCUCUGUAUGAAGUGGAUAUUGGAUGUAAUUAAGAAAGUUCAGAAUAUCUAUGAAGUUAAUAUAAUUUUCAGUUUGUUCUUCUUAUUUUUUAAGGGGUAUAUCAGUUAGUUUAGUUGCUUCAGAAAGUUUGCAUGGGUAGUCUUAGAGUGUAAUUAACCUAAAAGUCUAGAUAGGCUAAAUCUUGUAGGAUAGGUACUAUAACUUAUCAAAAGUCAUUUUGUAAUGUUUACUUUAAAAAAGUUAUGCUGCUUCAAUGACACAAUGUGAACGUAUUGUUAGCCCAUUUGGGAGGAUUUAAGUUUAUUUAUUAGAAUGAUAACAAAUGCUCAUUUACGGUUUAUGUUAAAAAAAUAACUUAUUAUUUUUAUUAUUUUAUCCUUAUAUUACUGCUGUGGUUUAAUACGAAGAGCGUGUUUGAUUUAGUUUGUGAAGGAAAUGUUACAAUAUAUAUGUUUAUUAAAUUAAUAACUGUAUAUUUUCUUUAAUAGUUCAAUGUUACAAAUUCAACAACUUUUAAAUAGUUUGAUAGUUAAAGGGAUAAUGUGUACUUUUUAUGUAUUUUAUUAUUCAAAAUCAAUAUUUGUAUUCAUAAAUACUGUAGGUCCUCCAUGGUGUACAAAUACCUCUGCCAAAUAUCUGACUUAUCCUUGUAAAGGAUAAGUCAGUAAACGAAGAAUUUAUUAUCUUUAAAUGGGACCGGUAGGUCCAUAGACAUAACAAAUACAUAGAUGGCCAAUUGGCCGCUUUAGAAUGUUGCUGCUAUAUGUCAACGCGUCCGCCAUUUUGGGCAAGUCUGCACUGUAAUCAAAUGCAAGUAAACGGUGACCUGCGGUUUUUCUGGAUAAAAAAACUGGACUUUCUGGAUUUUUACAUUUAUCAAGUGAUUUCAUUGGUUUGUACGUGGUGUACAAAAAGUUCCAUCUCUAGUUAUUUAACAUCUCGAUAGUUUAACACUUUCUGUGUGACAUUCUGUCAAAGCUUUUUGGUACAUAAUGGCUACCAUAGAUACAACUCGCAUUUGAAAAAGCGAGGCCUGGAGAGCACAAUUCGUUUGAAUGCAAACUACAUUUUCACUGCUAGAUAGGAGAAAUUCCUACACAUUGUCCCUUUAAAAACAAUGCUUGUCAAAGUAUACCAACAAACAGUUGUUAAGGUCUUAUGGAGCCACCUAUUGGUGAGACAUUUGAAAAAGAAAAACUUUUUUUUAUGUUGCUUAAGUUGCAGCAGACAUCUUGUUGUGGUUUAUUUUUUCUUUCUUGUUUUUGUGCUGCCAUUUUUAAGGACUUGUUAUUGUAUAAUUUUGACCUCUUUAAUUAUGUAUUUUUGAUGAAUACUAAUGAAAUUAUCAUCAAUAAAAUUACCAUUAGUUCUUUUAAUCCAA